Messenger RNA from Patella vulgata (common limpet), 5034 nucleotides. RefSeq lists its product as uncharacterized. Lineage: Eukaryota; Metazoa; Mollusca; Gastropoda; Patellidae. Gene Ontology annotation, biological process: nucleus-vacuole junction assembly. The record is from RefSeq and is a predicted model, not a curated record. Gene Ontology annotation, molecular function: protein binding; protein-membrane adaptor activity. The transcript is spliced from 14 exons. Bases 493 to 2313 code for a protein of 606 amino acids.
UUGCGUUCGCUAUGACUAUGAACAUAAUUUGUACAUUUCAAUAAUAUUGGUUUUAUUUCCAUAUCAUAGUAAAAUUUGUGAAACAGAUGUCGGUGUAGGCUUUCAAUAUAUGUGUGCCGGCGACAUCCUACUCUCGUAUAUAUGAUAAGAUAUUAUCAUAUUAUAUGUUUUGUUUAUGCAACAGUGCACUGGCCUCACAAUCACAGACUUAGGUGCUGUAUGUUAACGAUAUGAAUUAACAUUCAGCAGUCUCGAGGCGAAGGUGAAGCAACCGAACAUUUAGCAGUGCAUAUAUAGCUGGAUUUAGACCGCUGGGGCUUGGAUGAACAAGAAAGCUUAUGGGAUUAACUGGAAGUCUGAUCUGAUGACACAGGAGGAGGAGAUUAUCCUUUGUGGAAUGCCAGUUGCAUAAAUCCAAUCUGCUUUAAAAAGGAAUCAGAAUCUGAACCACGUAAAAUCUUUUUUAGAGAUACAAAGGAAAUUCUUAUAACCAUGGAAACCAGGCGACGAAAGGGUAGUCAGCACACUGAGAUGAUGAAGGAGUUUGAGAUAAAGAUUGAACGUCCAAAACCAACACCUUUGGACGAAAUCCUUGAAGUUUUACACAGGAUCUUACAGUAUUGCUUGUGUGUAUUUACAUGUGGCUGCUAUCCAGGUCCGCAGACAGGAAAUGGAUUAAAUGGAGAUGAUUAUGAUUCCAUGUUGUUAGAUAACGAGAAACAGGCCGUGGAAAAUUUACUUAGCUAUCUUGAAACUGAGUCCUCUCAAGAAACUAUAUUAAAUGAAGAACAUAUAAGAGCAUUGUCUAUUUUGACUUUUUCGGACAAUGAGGAGCUCCAGCGUUCAGCAGCGUUAUGUUAUACAGAAAUAGCUAAUCGUAUGCAUAAACCACUAACACAUCGACAGACAGCACCAUUAGUAGAAUUAUUAAAUUCCAGUGAUAUACAAGUACAGAAAAUAUCAACAUUAGCUAUGAGCAAUUUUAUACUUAAUGGCCCAGAAGAAAAUAAAGAUGUUUUAGUUCACUGUGGUGCUUUAUCUCCCCUGAUUCAACUUUUAUCUUCUCGUAAUACAGAAGUACAGUGUAAUACAUGUGGUUGUCUGACAAGUCUCGCUACAACAGAUUCCACAAAACAGACAAUUGCCACAGAAAAUGGUAUUAAUCCAUUAUUACGUUUGUUGAAUUCAAAUGAUGUUAGAGUACAACGUAAUGCAGCGGGAGCCAUACUUAAUCUUACACAUUUACAAUCUAAUCGAAAUGAGUUGGUAGAUAAAGGAGCAUUACCCAUCCUUAUCCUGUUGCUCUCAUCCUCAGACGAAGAAAUCCAAUAUUACAGUUCCGCAGCUCUUAGUAACAUAGCUGUUAACGACAUACAUCGCAUCAUGAUGGUUGCUAUUGGUAACCAUGAUGUUAUACGAGACCUUAUAAAAUUAUUAUUAUCCAAAAAAGAAAAGGUAAAAUGUCAGGCUUGCUAUGCAUUAAGGAAUUUAGCUUCAGAUGGUGAUAAUCAGAUAUGGAUAGUAAGGUUUGGUGUUUUAGAACCUCUACAUAAAGUCAUACGUAAUUCAAAGAAAGAAACAUUAGGAGCUGCUGUUGGCUGUUUAAGAAAUCUCUCAAUAUUAAAAGCUAAUGAGUCUGCAAUUGUUGAGCAAGGUUUUCUACCAGAUUUGUGUAAUAUUUUAAAGUCUGGAACACACUCAGAAUCUCAGAAACAUGCUGCUGGUAUUUUACGAAAUCUAGUUGUAGGAGAUCAUCUACAGGCUGUGAUAGAUAAUAACUGUCUGGAUGCUCUAACAUUAUGUCUAAUAGAUAUGGACACCAAGACAUCUGUUUUAUCAGAAGUGACUGCAGUAUUAGCUGUUAUGGCUGAUGAAAAUAUAAUCAAGAAGAAAAUAUUAGUAUUACAUGAAGGACAAGUAUUUUAUCGUUUAGUUUCAUUAGCUUCAUUAUCAAAUAGUUCAGAUGUACAAUAUAACAGUGCUGGUAUUAUAGGACAGCUUUGUCAAAAAUUCAUUCCUGAUGAUUUGAAGGAAGCCAAUAAAUUAGGCAUAGUUUUAUAUAUAGAUAAAUUUCUCAAAUCUAAAGAUGAGAAUUUUGUUCAUAUUGGAUUGUGGACUCUAGGACAACUAUUAAAAGAUGCUGUUUUUGUGAAAGCUUUUCAUGACCAUCAUAUAGAACACAUUGUAGAGAGGCUCAUAUCUGAUAGCCAAUCAGCUGCCAUUUUAGAACUUGCUCAAAAUGUUGACGAAAUAUUAACAGAAGCGUUAUUAUCGGGUGAUGUUGAUACUACAUCAGAUGAAGACGAUGUGUGAUAUAUUUAAUAGAUGACCACACAGAUGUAACAUUUUGGAUUCAAGAUGUUUUUUGAUUGGUUCUUUUAUUAAAAGGAGUGCAACCUUUAAAUGGAGAACUUUGAACAUUGCUCAAAGGUGACUUAUGAAAAAGGACAUUGCCUGGCAGAGACCAGAAAUCUAAUAGAAAUUGUGCUCUAUUUUUUAUGCUGAGCAGAAGUUAUUUUGAAAGGAAGAUUUUGGAAAGUGCAUUUGAUUGACUGUAUGAUCAAAGACAGCCAUUGAAAAAAAAAGCUCUGUUAGCAACAGAAGAAUACUUUUCAAUUAAAUGUAGGUGUGUUUGGCAGACUUUGGAAGAUCUCUAUAAGAAGUUGCUGUUCACUGAAGAGGGAGAAUUUUAUGUGUUUUGAAACCAAAUUUUAAUGAUUUUUAAUACAAAUUUUAUGUGAUUGUUUAGCUUAUAUAGAAUUUCUUAAUACUGUAUGUUUUUCAAAGUGUGGUGUGGUGUGCUUUUUAAAUUAUGAAAUUGUUCACAAUUAUGUUAAGACUUAGAAAUAACUACUGAUAUGUUUAAAGGAAUAACCAAUACUCUGGGCCACUAGUAUUAAAUUUGUAUAGAGUUAUAGAUUGCACUAAAUUUUUCUAACUAUGCGGUAAUGGUACACAAGUGCUAACUAAUUGCUCCAAAUCAGUUAUAAUUUUGUUCACUUUUAACUUACUUUCCACAUACAAACUGGGUGAUUUAAUGAUAUAUUUGGACUAAACACAUAUUCUUACUAAUUAAUCUAUCAAAAAUUUGUAUCAAAUCUUUCUCAAAACAUUGUAUUCGUGAGCAAAUACUCCAAGCUAUAAAAAAUCUAUUAAAAGAAGUGAUUUUUUUGUCUCGUGACUUGGCUGUCGCAGUACCAGAAUCGGGUGCAAAGCUGGAGGAGAAUUCAUUGCAUAUAAAAGUCGAUAUUGUCUUUAAUCACUGUCCAUUUACCAUAAGUAUCAAAGCCUAAGUAAAUUCUCGGAUUAUACCCUGCCCACGUCUUUUUCCGUGAUUUUUAUAUCCCAACAUUGAUAUAAAUUGUUUAAGGUCAUGAGACAAAGAAUCCUUUUCAUUUUCAAUGAUUUCCGAUAAUUACUGUGUGAGUUAAGAUCCUUGAUCACUUUGAAAAAUCUUGUAGACACUCUAGAGGCUAUAACUCCAUUUCAUUCAUUCAUUCACUCUAGAGGUAAAGUUGAUAUAAAUUGUUUAAAGAUACAUUAUGUAAGAUUUAGAUAAAGAGCUAGCCAUUCUUGCUAUAAUAGUUCGAAAAUAGAUAAUGUAAAAUGAAUAAUUUGAAAAUUCCAUUCAAAUUACUCUAUUGCGAGCGAAGAUAUUAGCCUUUGAAGGUUUGACAAGACGUGUGCAGUUAUUUUAACCACCAUACUGGUUGUUCGAAGCUAAGUCCCGCUCCUCCAUUUUUAGCUUAAAUCAAAAUAUGGCUAAACUGUUCUAAUCUAUUUAAUAUCGGAGAAAUCCGAUGCCAUCGAGAGUUGAUUAUGGUCUGGAUAAGUUAAUUAAUGUCUAAUUAAUAAUUUAGAUAACAUUUAAGGCCUAAAGAAAUAAGACCUGCAAUAGACAGAUUUAGCUCUUGCUUUUUCCACAUAUGCUCACCAUCAAUUUUAUAAACAUAUACAUCAAGCGGUCCCUAUAAUGCCAAGAGAUCUAGCAAUCUUUAUGUGCAAACUUUGACAUCACUGAAGCAGACGGUGCCAAUUAGUGACACCCUCUCAUUUUUGUCCUGUGCGUGCUCCAUGGGUGGUUUUCAAGAAAUCCAGUAUUUUUCUAGUAAGAUUGGGUGUCUCUACUUUCCAUAUAUACCAAAAUUGCCACACAUUUCUUGGAAAUAACCCGAUAAAUACUUGUGUGGGAAAGUAUCUUUAAUAUCCAAAUUAGACAAGAAUUUUAAGAGAGAUCUGCUAAUCCAUGGCUGAGACAUAUGUUUUAUGUCUAAACAUUUUUAGAUGUUGUAGUUUUUUUCAAGCAGAUCAUGUUGAAAACUUGUUACUGCAAUUAGCUCGGUGUUUGUUGCAUUUACCUUGUUAGCAAAAGUGAUAAUGCCUCUUUAAUAUUCAAGAUUUGAACCAAGAAUGUGGGUUACAUGGACUCUAUUUCACUUUGGUUGUUGGUGGUAGGCUAUCAAAUUAAACAAUAAUAUAUCAAGUGUUUUCUAAAUCUUAAUUCUUUAAUGAUCAUUUGUAUGGCUAGUUUUGUUUGUGUUUAAUUUUACACCUACAGAUUAAUGUACAUUACAUAAUUGUUCAGUGGACAUUGUAUUUCUAGAUAUUGCACAAGUUUCAAAAUUCAGGUGAAGUCCUUGAUCCAACCCUCUUUAUGGUCUAAUUCUUAUGGAUAUGUUUCCCCUUUGAUGUAACAGUAAUUUGUCUGUAGAUAACAUAUGAAUAUUAUUUUAAAUGUCCCAUUAGACAAGUUUUAAAAGGUCUCAUUUGCUGUUGUUAAUUUUUUAUUUGUUUUUUUUUUUAUAUUUUGCUCAUGUAAAAGUGUUACAAAUGUGAAAUGGAACAAAUUUAAUCCAUUGUUCAAUAACAUAGAUAAAAAAAAGUAUUAAAAAGUAUAAAUAUAAAAAGUAUAAAAGAUCUUGGGGUAGAUAUUUGUAACUUCAUAUGUAUUCUACGGAUUUUUGAUGCAACUUGAAUUUUGACUUGCACUAUCCAAUGAGUAGCCUCACAAAUUACAUACAUGUAACAUCUUUA